AUUUCCUUGCUUUCAAUACUGAAUCCCCUUCAUCUUUUAACCACAAUUCCACUUUAAAAGUUUUACAAUGGAACGUAGAGAGAAAUUACCGUUCAGAAUUAAUUAUUUCCACAUUAAAAUCUCUUAACCCAGAUAUAGCAAUAAUUCAAGAAAUUGAUAUCAAUUGUAAAAGAUCCUCAUCCAAAAAUCAUUUUAAAGAAAUUGCCGAAGAAUUAGGUUGGAAAGGAGGAUUUGUUUGUGAAUUUUUUGAAUUAGAAAGUAAUAUGAGAAAAGAAAGAGAUCAAGGCGGAGGUGUACAUGGAAAUGCAAUUUUCACAAAGCAUGAAAUUACGUUUAGAGUGCUUGAUCAUAAAUAUCAUCCUAUGGAUUGGGAGAAAGAUGGGGAGAAAUUGAGAGAACCUCGAAAGGGAAAGAGAUAUUCAUUGGUAGCCGAGGUAAAAACUCCGGCCGGACCACCGAUUUUAUGUUAUUGUGUGCAUUUAGAGGUAUUUUGUGGUAUAAUUGGUCGGAUAUCACAAUUUUCAGACAUAUUAUUAGAUUCCGCUUCUAAUAUCAAGACUCAUCCGUAUCAAUUAAUUUUUGGAGAUUUAAAUACAAUUGGUCAUUCCAUAGUUCGUCUUUCACCCAAAUAUUGUCAAGAUCGUUAUAGAUUUCUUUCACUUGGUACAACAGAACCUGAAUGGUGGAAUACAAAUUUAUUUGGUUGGCAUACAGAAGAUGGUGAAAUCAAUUUAAAGUUACGGUCAG
Messenger RNA from Funneliformis caledonium, 747 nucleotides. The record is from the annotation of a GenBank genome assembly. NCBI's taxonomy places the organism in Eukaryota, Fungi, Glomeromycota, Glomeromycetes, Glomerales, Glomeraceae.